UUUAGCACAACGACAGCAAAUUACCACAUACUGAAUUUAUUUACUGAAAUACAACAAUCCAUUUUCAUGUCGCCAAACUUGGGAAUUUUAUAACAUGUCGGAAUUCUCCACUCUGGAUGUCCCGUUAAAAGAACACUGGAGUAUAAACACUAUAGACUAUACAAACAAGGCAGCAAAAUAUGGUUCUGAUACCACAAUAUUCUAGAGGAACUUUUCGGUGGGACCGACCCCGAGUCGUCGUUUACAAGUAUGUCGACCAAAACCGGAAACGGAGUUAAAAUCUGCCUGAUAGGGGUGAGUAGAACAUGCAUGCAGCAGGCUAUAUAUACAAAGACAAAAUUCAGUUUUUCAGUGGAAUUCGUCACAAGUCGUAUCACAAGUCAAUCAUAUUAAUUCACAAGUAGAGAUCACAAAUGUCAGUGGAUAAACAGUGACAAGGAAAUGUUGGUCAAUGUCAUUUAGUGAAGAACUUGGGGAAAGGAAAAACAUCAUUUCGAGGAGGGCGAGCGGGGUUUCUACAUCAGAAUGCAAUCGUUCAUUUCAAUGCAGGGUAUCACAUUCGGUUCAUUUUGAUUCGCAGAACAGUGGAGUGGGCAAGUCAAGCAUAGCCCAUAGAUUUGUGAGUGAAACCUUCGACGACAAUAUAACCAACACCAUAGCAGCCGCCUACUUUGACAAGAAACUGUGCGUGAACGGAGACGCCGUGAAAGUUUGUAUAUGGGACACAGCCGGAGGUGAAAAGGUGGGAAUAUUUCGUGCCUUGGCACCGCUGUACUACAGAGGUGCAUCUGGAAUUGUUCUGGUCUACGACAUCACUAAAGUACAAAGUUUUCAAAGUUUAACGGAAGUGUGGGUUCCUGCCCUACGAGCGAAUACCGACUCAGACGUGUCCCUAGUUGUGGUUGGCAACAAACUGGACCUGGACGAGACAAGGGUCGUGCCUGCCGAGGUGGGAAGGAAUUACGCCGAAUUCCUGAAUGCCACCUUCAUAGAAACGAGCGCCAAAACGGGUCAAAACGUGGAAAGUGUCCUUGUACAACUUGCCAUGAAGAUCCUCGAAAAGAAGCAGCCAUCCACGGCGAACGCGAGGCAGAGAAAUUUGAUCCGGCUAUCAACCACUUCGACCGAUGAGGCAAACUCGUCCCAGAAAACCCGCCGUCGCAAGUGCAGGUGCACGCUCUCGUGAGUUCUUGCUCUGUGGUGUGACCACACGGCAACUGCUGAGGAACUCUCCCAUAGCCAGGUACCAUCCAAUCCCACGGCCAUUUUCUUGCCACGCCUCUUACUUUUGCAACCGCAUCAGCCUUUGCCUCCAACCUCAUUCUUUGUCAUGAAAGAAAAAUGUCGAACAACACAUUCCAUCCCCCUCACCCAACCACACAAGCGCCACAAUAAAUUUGUUGGGCUGUAAAGAGGGAUUUAUGGGAUAAAAUAAACUUGAAAUCAUACAACGCAUUUCACGAUUUGAAAUUACUUUCAGAAAUAUUGACUUAAAAAAAUGAGCAGUCACACUUUUUAUACUAAAGGCGUAAUUUCGCUUGUACUUUCGAAAUUUCAUAGUUUAUUAUUAUUCUGAGCUGUUAACUUGAAAAAAAAAAUCUUUUCAAGGCUACAAGCAUACCGGCAAACUUGUAUACCAGCCCGUUUUAAAUAGCGACCUCUUUGGACCCGUGCGGAUGCCACAUUCGAACACACACCAACAUUAUCCACACAACAUAAAUAGACACGUGUUCAAAGGUAACUAUAACCUUUUAAGGAGAAAAAAUGUCUGCAAAACAAAAAAGACAAACAAGCAAGCAAACGACUCUUUAUGUUGCGAUUACAAAAAAGGUUUUUGGCCAUGAUGUUGGUUGUUUUGCAAGAAUUACGCCACACCCACGGAUAAAAUGUGAAGGUGAUGUGACAUUCCAGUUUGACAAAAGGGCAGAUUUCAUCGUGGGCAAGUUCGAUCCCCGACAAUUCUAUGAACCACUUGUCGAUUUUCCCUGGUGCCCGGUCUAUAUUUAAUGAAUAAGUUACCAUUCACCGUCGACCACGGUCGACAAUUUGUCGCUGAUUGAACCUGCCCGCAGAAACGAGCUUGUAUGAGUAAUCAGUUAAGAUUUCACAUACAUGUGGAUGCACUCAAUCAAUGCGGGCCGGAUACUCUUAGAAAAGAAAAAAGAAUAGAACACCAAGUAAACUUUGCUUACUAUAAGCAACGAUUUCAUAACAUCUCAUCUGCUUCCUUCCACGCGGUUAGUAUGCCAUGGUAGGCAUAUAAGGGAAUGCCAGCCGUCUAUGAAUAACUCGUUGUCAGAAUUGAGAGGUUCAAACAAACAUUUUAAAUGUUGACCGAGUGUACGUUUUAUUGUCUGUAUUCUACCAUCAUAGACCUAUUGUUUUCCCUUGCUGUACAAUCCUUUGUUCACACUGAUGUUUGUGUAGAUUAACUUUUGUUUAAUUCGUUGCCCUUUUAAUCUAUUGUAGGCCUACAGGAUUUCUGUUUAACGUGUGAGUUUGAUUUGUAACAUUUUAUUGUAAUAUGCCACCGUCUCUUAUAAUUUUGCCUAUGGGCCAAGACGAUUUCACCAACUCAUUUAGCUGUGUAAAGCUUUAUAGGCUUAUAAGGCACGGUUUUAGAAAAACAAAAACCUUCGGUUCAGUUUCAUAAUUUUGACCAAAUUUCGUCUGUCAUUGUCAACACCGUUUGAGAGUCUGUAUCGUUCCGUAUGUGUAUGGGCCAGGACGACCAGUUUAUAGUUUUCAGUCGUGUUACAUUUGUGUCGUUUUCAAAGGAAAGGUUCCCAAAAUACUUGAAGCAUGCCCAGCUGCCCCUUCCCCGCUCCUCCACCGCCACCAUGCUGUGACAAUUUGGAUUCUGUAACUA
Messenger RNA from Acanthaster planci (crown-of-thorns starfish), 2869 nucleotides. RefSeq names its product ras-related protein Rab-22A-like. The record is from RefSeq and is a predicted model, not a curated record. Gene Ontology annotation, molecular function: GTPase activity; GTP binding. NCBI's taxonomy places the organism in Eukaryota, Metazoa, Echinodermata, Asteroidea, Valvatida, Acanthasteridae.